Molecule: messenger RNA, 1919 nt
Organism: Sinocyclocheilus anshuiensis
Lineage: Eukaryota; Metazoa; Chordata; Actinopteri; Cypriniformes; Cyprinidae
Product: phosphoethanolamine N-methyltransferase 3-like
Exons: 12
Coding region: 262-1734 (490 amino acids)
Molecular function (GO): S-adenosylmethionine-dependent methyltransferase activity
Source: RefSeq, a predicted model, not a curated record
UGCGUCAGCACUUUUCCAGCAGAAGCCGGUGCGCGUGGAGAGCUUUAAUUACACGUUACGUUUUUCGCUUGUUUCAUAAUUCUGCAUCACCAUUAAUAAACCCGAGGAGGGACAUACCGGCGUCUCUCUCGUCUCCAUUUCUCCAAUCAGAAAGCGUAAGGAUAUGGUCUCAUUCAGCUUUGACGCCUCCCUUUCCAAACGUCUGUGAACGAAGCCUGACGCAACGCGCAUCCAGCCCGGGCUUAAGAAACCGAGCGAAACAUGAUGACGGAGUUCUGGAAGGAACAUUCCAAGUUUGCAACAGUAGAGGAGAUGAUGCUGGAUUCAAACGCUCAGGAACUGACCCAACACGAGCUGCCAGAGAUCCUCUCCCUGCUCCCUUCUCUGGCUGCUUCUGAUGUGCUGGAACUUGGUGCUGGAAUCGGUCGGUUCACACGUCACCUCAUUGGCAAGGCCCGUCACGUGACCGCUGUGGACUUCAUGGAGAAGUUUGUGGAAAAGAACAAAAAGGACAACAGUCACCUGGGCAACGCUGAAUUCAUCCAAGCUGAUGUCACAAAGCUGGAUUUCCCUAAACACAGUUUGGAUGUGGUCUUCUCUAAUUGGCUGUUGAUGUAUCUGAGUGAUCAGGAGCUGAAGUCAUUGGCUGAGAAGUUCAUUAUGUGGCUCCGCCCAGGCGGCUAUCUGUUCUUCAGGGAGUCCUGCUUUCACCAGUCAGGUGACUGCAAGCGAGAUUUUAACCCCACGCACUACAGAAGCCCUGCUUACUACAACCACCUGAUGUCGUCACUCCUGCUGGACGAAUCAGAUCAGACAGAGAAGAAAUGCUACGGGUUUGACAUGGUGCUCAAUAAGACAGUUCAGACCUAUGUGAAGAUGAAGAACAACCAGAACCAGUUGUGUUGGCUCAUGCAGAAGGUUCGUCGUGAUGCUGUACAGCAGCAUCAGGGCGGCUUUUCCACAUUCCAGGAGUUUCUAGAUAACCAGCAGUACACCAGAAGAGGAAUCUUACGUUACGAGAAGAUGUUCGGAUCAGGAUUUGUCAGCACAGGCGGAUUCAGCACAACAAAGGAGUUUGUUGAUAUGCUGAACUUGACCGCCGGACAGAAGGUUCUUGAUGUUGGCUGUGGGAUUGGAGGCGGAGAUUUCUACAUGGCCAAGACCUUUGGGGUUGAGGUUCUGGGCAUGGACCUGUCAUCAAACAUGGUGGAGAUUGCCAUGGAGAGAGCCGUGAAGGAGAAACUGCCAUUAGUGCAGUUUGAGGUGUCAGAUGCCACAAAAAGAAGGUUUCCUGAUGCUGCGUUUGAUGUGGUUUACAGCAGAGACACGAUUCUGCAUAUCAGGGACAAACUUGACCUCUUCAGAAAGUUUUAUUCAUGGCUGAAGCCAGGCGGGAAACUUCUGAUCAGUGACUACUGCUGUGGAGAGAAGCCUUGGUCUCCAGCGUUUCAGGAUUACGUUAACCAGCGGGGAUAUAUCCUCUACACACCUCAGAGAUACGGACAAUUCCUGAGUGAGGUGGGAUUCAGUAAUGUUCGCGCUGAGGACAGAACAGAGCAAUUUAUUCAGGUUAUAAAGGCUGAACUGCAGAGAGCCGAGAAGAUGAAGGAGGAGUUUAUACAGGAGUUCUCUCAGGAAGACUAUGAUGCUGUUGUAAACGGAUGGACAGAAAAACUGCAGCGCUGUGAGACUGGAGACCAACGCUGGGGGCUUUUCUAUGCCACCAAAGAAUGAGAGAGAGAGGAACAAUCCAACUAAUGAUCAAAUUCAAAUCAAUAUAUUUCAGAUGCUAUAUUAAACUCACUGUUCUAUCUAAUUCUGUGAAUUGCACAACAGUGCGCAAGCUUUGAGUAUCAGAGCUGUAAGACCGACAUACUGUUAUGCAGCAUAAAUUAAUAAAAUUCUACUUUUCUAUAUUA